This is a messenger RNA of Erigeron canadensis, 2199 nucleotides long. Its product is annotated as bZIP transcription factor TGA10-like. Gene Ontology annotation, molecular function: DNA-binding transcription factor activity; sequence-specific DNA binding. The record is from RefSeq and is a predicted model, not a curated record. NCBI's taxonomy places the organism in Eukaryota, Viridiplantae, Streptophyta, Magnoliopsida, Asterales, Asteraceae. Gene Ontology annotation, biological process: DNA-templated transcription; regulation of DNA-templated transcription. The coding region runs from base 628 to 1968 and encodes 446 amino acids. The transcript is spliced from 13 exons.
AAACAAACCAAGUGGCCACCAGUCGCCGAGGGAUCCUGGGUUCGAGUUUACUUGAGAUAAUCAGGGGAUUAUUAAGUGGUUGAGGUUCACUUAGACACCAGGAUUAGUGGGUAACAAAUGGUAAAUGGGAUCAGGGAGUUCCCAUCCAAUUACCCUUUUUAGUAUUAAAACAACCCACUAAUAGAAUUACUAGAGAGCAGGGGAUUAAGCCGGCCGUUUGGCUUAUUUGGAUUGGAUGUUUGUCCUGAUUGCCACUAUACCGUUUGUUGUAACAGCCCUCUGAUAAGACCGUGAUAUGGUAUUAUGAAAGUUGGUUGUCGGAUAAUAAGUUCACUGAUGUUGAUGAGAUGGUAUCAUGGGUGUUGGUCAGAUGCGCUUUUUUGAUUCAAAUAUGAAAGACUUUAAUCAAUACUACCAAGCAAACGAGAUGUACUGCUGAAAAGAAUGGUAGAUUGAGACAGGGAGUUUGUGUGCACCCCAAGAUCUUAAGUUCGGAAAACGAUGGUAAAUGCAAAACGAGGUUGUAUGGUGCCAUUGAUGCUUUGAAAUUGGCUUCCUAUAAAAUCUAAAGUGGAGGCGUUUAGUUGGUUAUAUGAAAACAAUUCAGCAGGACAUCACAGGAAAUGCAUGGUACUUUUAUCGACUGGCUUGUGGAGGACAAAAUAUGGAGGUGGGUCAUAUGAUUUUGCUGACUUUGAUCAAACAUUUCUCUUCCCUUCGGAUGUCCCAGCAACAGCAGUUGAUCAGUCCACAUCAUCCUUUGUUCCCCAAGAUCAUGAAAGACAGAGUUCAGUACCUGCAGGAAUGAGACCUCUUCCAACGCUAAAUAUCUUUCCAUCACAGCCAAUGCACGGCAGAGAUCCUUCUUCUACUUCCACAGCGAAGGUAAGUGCUACUACUAUACUUUCUCCAUCAAGUAGUGCUUCCAGGAGAUCGUUGGAAUUGUCGGACAGCGACAUUAUCUCCAACCUCAAAACUGUUGCCCCCCGUACACUGGCUGAAUCCUCGAAAGCUAUCAAGCGCGAGGGAAACAAGAAAGGGCUUAGUUUUAGUUCAGGGCAGGAUCAACAGAAGAAAUCAGAUUCAAAGACACUCAGGAGGCUUGCUCAAAAUCGAGAGGCAGCUAGGAAAAGUAGGCUGAGGAGAAAGGCUUAUGUUCAGCAGCUAGAGUCUAGCAAAAUGAAGCUUACUCAAUUGGAACAAGAGCUACAAAAGGCUAAAGCUCAGGGUGUUUAUAUGGGUGGUGUUGAUGGAAUUCUUGGAACUGACCAAGGCGUUCCCCUUGGUGUGGGACAUGUAAGCUCAGAAGCGGCAGCUUUUAGCAUGGAAUAUGCAAAGUGGCUAGAGGAUCAUAGGCAUCGCGUGGGCAGGCUUCAAGCAGCUGUUGAACAGCAGUUUUCCGAGAAUGAGAUCCAGUUCUGUGUUGACAACAUCAUGGCGCAUUUUGAUGAUUUCAUGCACCGCAAGAGCAUGAUUGUGAGAGCUGAUGUUUUUUACAUUAUUUCUGGUAUGUGGAAGACUCCUGCUGAGCGUUGUUUUCUGUGGAUUGGAGGCUUCCGUCCUUCUGAGCUCAUCAAGAUCAUUGCUGCUCAGAUCAAGCCUUUGACAGAACAACAGAUCUUAGGAAUUAUUCAGUUACGUAAUGUAAUGUUUGAGGCAGAAAAAAAUCUUUCUCAACGACUCCAACAGCUGAACCAAUCUUUGUCCGAAGUCAUUGUUUCUGAGAGUUUAAAAUCCCCCAAUGACAUUGUCAACUACAUGGGUCAGAUGGCAGCAGGCAUCAACAAGAUAUCAGAGUAUGUCGAUAUUGUUAACCAGGCGGAUCAUCUGCGGCUUCAGGCAAUUCACCAUGUCCAUGGUCUGAUGACUACCCAUCAAGCAUCAAGGAGUCUAAUGGCAAUAAGUGAAUACUUUCAUCGCCUUCGCUAUCUCAGUAGUCUUUGGGAAUCUCGUCAGCAGCAGUCUUAGGCGAAAUAGCACCCAAAUAUCAUAUCAUAUAAUAAUAAACCUCAACUUGCUUUAACCUUUCUUUUCUUUUUAAAGUACUUGUGACUUUGUCUUCUCUUUCCAUCCUCCGCUGUGGAGACUUGACUCCAGUAGUAUGGAAAGUAGAUUUUUAAAUAUUUAUCUAAGAUUGAAGACAUUCUUAUGACUUAAUUGCUUAUUCCUUCCUUAAAUGGCACUCCUUUUGCCUCAAAA